Messenger RNA from Seminavis robusta, 933 nucleotides. NCBI's taxonomy places the organism in Eukaryota, Bacillariophyta, Bacillariophyceae, Naviculales, Naviculaceae. The record is from the annotation of a GenBank genome assembly.
UGCUCCCUUGUGCAUUUCUUUGGAAUUGGACCUGAGGUCUCGCUAGCAGCUACCGUAUAGCUAGUGGGUACGAGUUGUACUGACCCGCACGACGACGAGACUUUUAGGAGUUGAACUACAGUACCGUAGAGGCAAGAAAGAAGAGAAAGAAUGAAUAAAGAUAAAGCCACCAAACUGAAGGAUAAACCCUUGAAUCGAGGAUCUCUGACCGGCGAGGAAUCUUUUAUCGUCAACCAGAAUACGUUUACGUCUCCCGACAGCACAUUGACUUUCUUCAAGGUACAAACAUCGACCCAAGACAAGACCGUCACAGUCAUCAAUGCGGGUACCACCACCAAUCAAGUAGUGUUUCGUGAAGAGAUUUCCUUGAAACAACAACUCGAAGCCCAACUGCACCACGUUUCUCACAUACGAGAUCCCGUCACGGGAGACUUGUUGCGAUUGCAGAAACGAGUUCCGGGAAUUGGAUUCGACGCCGUCUAUCUGUAUCGUCCCACCACACCCGCCUUUGACGGACAAACGCCUUCUACUCUCGAAGAUGAUGAGGACCAGGAACUUUACCUGUAUGCCCGCCUCAAGUCCAUGCCCGAAGAGGGUGACAACACGCAAUUUUCCAUCUUGUCGGUUGUCAUUGGGAACGAUGCCAAUACUCCAGUGUCCGGAUGGGGAUACCAAUGGAAAGAUUUAUACCAAGGCAUUCGAGUGCCGCAGUUUGAAUAUCACGCCUUGGUGUUGGAUAUGCAGAAAAAUGUCAUUGCCAAGUCGUAUCAAGACAGCAACACUCAUAUGCCCAUCUUUGAAGUGGGUCCCGGUGUCGAUGCCGAUCAUGCCAUUUUUUGUUGUGUCCCCUUGCUGCCCGAUGGAUCAAAUAUACUCAAAUACGUUGGAUUGGCAGGGAAACUGGUAUUCAAUCCAUUGGCGCUUCUUCAUUGA